AGUACUGUAGUAACUACGUGGUCGCAAUAGUACAAAAAUGUAAACAUGUACAGAUAUUUUAUAUUUUAUUAUUCCGUGUUUCAUGCAUGGAAAUAAGAAAACUUACUUUUAGCAGAAUAGGAUUUCCAAAAUAGGUUAUUUAUUUUUAACUCUAUUUCCAUGUAAUCUUUAUUUUAAUAUUUUUGUUUUUUUAUAACCGAAGUGAACAUAGCUAGAAGCGUCGACAAGCGCCAUAGAAUUUCAAGUCCGUUUAAUGGCGGACGCUAAUAAUUUUGGAAGUUUCUUGAUUCUAUUGUUCUGUUUUUGAAUAUUCUUCUAUUUUUUACGCCCGGGAAUGAGUUUUUCUAUAAGUGAUAUCAGCCAAAGUGUUACAAACGUGAAAGUGAUAUGAAAUGUUCUGUUAUAGCGUGACAAAAUCGUUUGCUAGAUAUGUAACCUUUUCCCUAACCUCGUUUACGCCAAUGGAGUAGAUAUGUGAUCGAUGUGUGUGCGUCGGUGAACGAUUUGUCGUCCGUUUCGUGUUACAAUUUGUGUGUAGUUAUUCGUCUUAAUAGUGAUGGAAGUGUCCGCGUCGCGGUUUUGCAAUCCGACGCCCGAUUUCGAUGUAACGUAAGCGAGCCGGUCGAUCGCUAAAGCAGGGACGGUCGCUACCAGCCGAACAUGGCUGCGACGCAGGCUGAGUCUCAGCGUAGCGAAACGAACGUAGAGCAGAGUCCAUCGGAGCAGCUCAGUGAAUCUCGGAACGCUCUAUUACAAAACGGGACCGACAAGUCUAUCGGGCGCGUUCCGCCCGAUGGCGUCGUGAACACAAAGAGCAAAUCGCCUAUGUCGGCCGAUUCAGGGCAACCGCGCGACGGUGGCGAGGUGCUCGGUCAUGAUCGACCCGGAGAACGGCCAGUGACGGACCAAUACGGCCAAUAUCGUUAUCCAGAAGGCGCGGAUCCUUAUUAUGCGCCGCGGCCCGGUUUUCCCGGCAAACCGCGGCCACCGCCGCAACAGCCGCGCUUUUUCCCGGGUCAAGCGGUAUCGCAGGCGCCAGGGCCUACGCCAACACUGAACUCCCUGCUACAGUCUAGUGGGGCACCGCCACAUAGAUAUCCAAAUAGUUAUGACCAGCCACCUGGAAGCUAUGGACCAGCUCCAGGCUGGCCACCACCAAGACCCAUGCCAGGGUACAACCCUCAAGGAAGUCCAUAUAGGAACUCAACGCCCCCACGGGGAUAUGGCGGCCCCCCUUACGGAGCUGGAGCUCCAGGCGGACCCCAACAGCCUCCAGGGGCAUACGGACCCCCCGGGUCCUACCCUCAAAGGUAUCCUCCACCACCGGGACCUCCGGGCGCGCCCAACUCGCGCCCUCCCUUCUCGCCACAUCAGGGAUACGAAAGGGGCGGAUCUCCUCAGCCGCCUACCCAACCGCCUCGCGCACCCAGUCCUGGACCAGGAGGGCAAAGCGCCCCUGGUGCGCUCUCACCUAACCAAGAUACACAGCAUCCGCCACACUUGCCUCCGCACGGGUCGCAACCACCACUGCAGCAUCAGGGUUAUCCACCACCGCCAAGGCCCGCUCAGCCGUCCACACCCAAUGCCCAUGAUCCUGACUCAGAUCUGACCGGUCAGAAUAGCAAUGAUUCGGGCGGCAGCGGGGGCGCUGGACGCGCUACCACACCUCACCUGAGGCCGACACCUAGCCCUACCGGCUCCAGCGGCUCACGAUCCAUGUCACCGGCUGUCGGUACACAGAACGUAACGAUGCCGCCGCGAACAUCGUCAUCGCUGUCAGACGGCAGCGGAGGCGCACCGCGGGGCGCAGCACCGGGCCCCGCGCCCGGGCCAGUGCCGCCCGGUGCCAGCGCCAUGGUGGCUCAGCCCUAUGGGCAUCACACGCCGUACAAAGCGUCUCCAUAUGCGCCGCAGUCCUACGGCUACCCACCUAGGAACCAUCAUCCUUACCAGUACGCAGGAUACCGCCCUCCGCCGCCACAUCCACCGCAGCACUAUCCGCCACUCAAGCAGCAGGGACGGCACAUGGGCCCGCCGGGCGGAGUGGGCGGCGCGGGCGGGGAGGGCGUGAUGCCGCCGCCGACGGCGCCGGGCGAGCCGCACGACAACGGGCCCGCCGCGCCCGCCACCGCGCUCGUCACCACCGGGCCCGACGGCGCGCCGCUCGACGAGGGCAGCCAGCAGAGCACGCUCAGCAACGCCUCCGCAGCGUCUGGCGAGGAGGCGUGCGGGACUGCGAAGGCGGCGCGCAAGGAUUACGGCGCGGGCAGCGCAGCGCCGUCGCCCUCGCCCGGCGCCGGCUCGCACUCUUCGCUGCACGAUGACUACGACGCAUCGCCCUCAUGGCCGCGCCCGCCGCCCAGCCCGGUAUUUAACAGUCACAUACCGCCGGAGUCCUACAGAUCAAAGAAGUCGGACUCGCUGGGCAAGUUGUACGAGAUGGACGACGCACCGGAGCGGCGCGGCUGGGUCGAGCGGCUACUCUCUUUCAUGGAGGAGAAGCGGACACCUAUCGCAUCCUGCCCAACCAUUUCCAAACAGCCGCUAGAUCUAUACAGGCUGUAUUUGCUUGUGCGCGAAAGAGGAGGAUUUGUCGAGGUGACGAAAAAUAAGACUUGGAAAGACAUAGCUGGGCUGCUGGGCAUCGGCGCGUCUUCGUCGGCGGCGUAUACUCUACGCAAGCAUUAUACGAAGAAUUUACUUGCUUAUGAGUGCCAUUUUGAUCGCGGUGGCAUUGAUCCCCAGCCAAUUAUACACCAAGUAGAAGCUUCCACUAAGAAGAAAAGUGGCAAGUCCAAUAGCAAUUCCAGUGCAGGGUCGUCAAAUUCACAAGAGACAUUCCCCGGCGGCGUGGGGGGCGCGGCCGGCGCCGGCGGCGGAGCUCCCCUGGACGGGUACGGCGCGCAGUACGCCGGGUACCCGCCGCAGCCCAACCAGGCGCAAGGCGGCGGGCCGGGUGGCGACAACCUCGCCGCCUCUAACCCAUUCGACGAGCCGCCGGGGCCCAGGAGACCCCCAGGUUACCAACAAGGUUACGGGUACGAAUAUGGUCCUCCUUACCAACCCAAUAGGCCUGUAUAUCCACCUUAUGGACCCGACGGUGACAGGGGGUACCGGGGCGGCGGCGAGUACCAGUACGGCACGUACGGCGGCGGGUACCGCGCGGGGCCGGGCGCGGGCGCGGGCGCGGGCGGGGGCCCCGCGCCGGCCGGCACGCCGCCGCCCGCGCAGCCCUACCCGGACUACUACCGCGGCCCGCACCCGCACGCGCCGCACCCGCAGCACGCGCCGCACGCGCCCCACGCGCCCCACCCGCCGCACGCGCCGCACCCGCCGCACCCGCCCAUCUCGCCGCACCAGCAGCACGCGCCCCACCAGCAGCACCAGCAGCACGCGCCCCACGCGCCCCACCAGCCGCCGCACGAGAUGUCGGGCGGCGCGCAGGCGCAGUCGGUCGGUAACCUAAUGAGCUCGCAGCUCGCGCGGCAGCUCAUCGCGCCGCUGCCCUCCAACCCCAGACCCUACUACGGUGGGGGCAAGCCGCUGGGCGCGGGCGUGGGCGUGGGCGCGGGAGCGGGCGCGGGCGCUCCGCGGCGGCACCCCGACUUCGCGAAGGCGGAGGGCGGGUUCGCGGGCGCGGGCGCGGGCCCGGGCCCGGGCGCGGGCAGCCCGGCGGGCGCGGGCGUGGGCGCGGGCGCGGCGGCGGGCGCGGGCGCGGGCGCGCGGUUCGGCGGCGCGUGGGGCGGCGCGUUCCCCCGCGCGCCGCAGCCGCCCUCCCCGCAGGCCGCGGGCCCCUGGCGCCCGCCGCCCGCCUCGCAGCCGCCGCCCGCCUGGCCGCCCUAUCAGCCGCAGACAGCGGGCGGGCCGGCGUGGGGCGGCGCCCCUCGACCGCCGACGCAGGAGCCCUACCCCUCUUCGGUCGCACCGUCUGCAGGUUCUGGUCCAGGACUAGGUCAGAUAAAACGAGAGUUGACUUUUCCACCCGAAUGUGUAGAGGCGACCAUGCCUACAGGAGAAAAGCGGCGGAGAUUAACGAAAGCAGAUGUCGCGCCAGUCGACGCGUGGCGUAUCAUGAUGGCGCUCAAGUCGGGUCUUCUCGCCGAAACCUGUUGGGCAUUAGACAUACUAAAUAUAUUACUAUUCGACGACAAUUGUAUAGGUUAUUUUGGGCUACAGCACAUGCCCGGUCUUCUUGACUUACUUCUAGAGCACUUCCAUAAAAGUAUCAGUGACGUAUUCGAUUCACCAAUGACGGAAGAAGAGCCGUGGUAUGCACCGCCCACGAGUCCAGAACCCGUCCCUAAGGUCCGCCGGAAAACGGAACCCAUCCAGCAGACGGACAGAGUGAAAGUGCUCGCCGGCGAGAACUACACGAUGGAGACCCGGCGCCGGCAGCCAGUUACCUACCGCUACGACGACGAGCUGUUCGCGCCCGACGAGGAGGACUCGGACGGUGACAACGACCAUGACGACGUGCUCGAGCCGUGGCAGAUCGCAGGCGACGCCACCGCCGCCACGCACGUCAUGCCGUGCUUCCGCGGCGAGUUCGUGCACUUGCCCUUCGUGCGCGUCAUGCCCGGCGAGCGGCGGCCCUCCCCGCCCGCCUCGCCGCCCCCGCCGCCCUCCUCCGCGCCGGCCGACUCGCCGCGCCUUAAGCCCGAACCGGACGAAGCGGACGCGACAGAACAUCCCGGCAACGGCCCCGUAGAAGCGCAGGGCACACCCGCCGACGCCACCGCGGCUACGCCCGACGGCGACCGCGAUAACCUCGAAGCGGAGCCCAUGGAAUUAGAACCGGAGCGGCGGCCUAACCUUCUAGUGCGCGACCCGGCGGGCGUCCUCAAGCGACGCCGCCUCGAGGACUACGAAGACGAGUGCUACACGCGCGAUGAACCCAGUUUGAAUUUAGUGAACGAGACGCGAGACUCGCUCGCGAAGCGCUGCAUAGCGCUAUCGAACAUUCUCCGCGGAUUGACGUUCGUGCCGGGCAACGAAGUGGAGUUCUCGCGGUCGGGCGCCUUCCUCGCCCUCGCCGGCAAGCUGCUGCUACUGCACCACGAGCAUGCGCCGCGAGCGACGCGGGCGCGCGCGUACGAGCGGGCGGCGCGCGACGAGACGGACGCGGACGCGUGCUGCUCGAGCUUGCGCGGCGGCGCCGAGUGGUGGUGGGACGCGCUCGCGCAGCUGCGGGAGGACGCGCUCGUGUGCUGCGCGAACAUCGCCGGCGGCGUGGAGCUGGCCGGCCAGCCGGAGGCGGUGGCGAGGCCGCUGCUGGACGGGCUGCUGCACUGGAGCGUGUGUCCGGCGGCGGUGGCGGGCGACGCGCCCCCCGCGGCCGCCGCCGGCUCGCCGCUGUCGCCGCGCCGGCUCGCGUUGGAGGCCCUGUGCAAGCUGUGCGUGACGGACGCGAACGUGGACUUGGUGCUGGCGACGCCGCCGCGCGGACGCAUCGCGGCGCUGUGCGCGGGGCUGGCGCGCGACCUGUGCCGGCCCGAGCGGCCGGUGGUGCGCGAGUUCGCGGUGAACCUGCUGCACUACCUGGCGGGCGCGGGCGGCGCGGCGGCGCGCGAGGUGGCGCUGCACGCGCCGGCCGUGGCGCAGCUGGUGGCGUUCAUCGAGCGCGCCGAGCACACGGCGCUGGGCGUGGCCAACCACCACGGCGUGGCGGCGCUGCGCGACAACCCGGACGCGAUGGGCACCUCGCUGGACAUGCUGCGCCGCGCCGCCGCUACGCUGCUGCGGCUCGCCGACCACCCGGAGAAUCGGCCGUUGAUCCGGCGGCACGAGCGGCGGCUGCUCUCGCUGGUCAUGUCACAGAUCCUGGACCAGAAGGUGGCGCACGAGCUGGCCGACGUGCUCUACCAGUGCAGCCAGCAGCGCGACGAGCCGCGCGACGACCAGUAGACUGACUGUGAGUGCGCGGCGUGCGAUGAGACUGAGAGUAUACCUGUCGGUACGUGUACAUAUAGUGUUACGGCGCGCCCCGGACGCGGCGCUAUGUUCCCGUUUGACUGUUCGUGACUCCGAGGUUAUUAUAGCGGUGUCUGAAGUGUUAGGCUGUACGAUUCGAUUUUGUUAUUUAUGGUCCAUAAUGAUUUAUUUACAAGAAUGUCAAUGUGGUAUAAUCGAUUUCUAUUGUUCGAUUGAAGAAAGAUGUAUUAUAACUCGUAAUUUUGAUUUUUAUAAUAAAAUGGGACUUGAAUCUG
This is a messenger RNA of Achroia grisella, 6206 nucleotides long. It is a transcript of the gene osa, whose product is annotated as trithorax group protein osa. NCBI's taxonomy places the organism in Eukaryota, Metazoa, Arthropoda, Insecta, Lepidoptera, Pyralidae. Gene Ontology annotation, cellular component: brahma complex; nBAF complex; nucleoplasm. Gene Ontology annotation, biological process: regulation of transcription by RNA polymerase II; chromatin remodeling; positive regulation of DNA-templated transcription. The transcript is spliced from 19 exons. Gene Ontology annotation, molecular function: DNA binding; nucleosome binding. The record is from RefSeq and is a predicted model, not a curated record. Bases 661 to 5904 code for a protein of 1747 amino acids.